This is a messenger RNA of Poecilia latipinna (sailfin molly), 2512 nucleotides long. RefSeq names its product proline rich 19 (gene prr19). The record is from RefSeq and is a predicted model, not a curated record. Lineage: Eukaryota; Metazoa; Chordata; Actinopteri; Cyprinodontiformes; Poeciliidae. The coding region runs from base 16 to 2076 and encodes 686 amino acids. The transcript is spliced from 4 exons.
CAUUAUUUGUCAAAAAUGGUUUCGCCCUUCUUGUCGUCGUUCGAGGGUGUCAGUACUGCGCAGUUGGGCUGCGCAAAGAAACGCAGAUUCGGUGUGUUGCCAAGCAACGAAAGAUUCAAGGACGAGGAAAGUACCGGACCAUUUCGAUCCCCUUGCAGCAUGAGCCACGUAUGUGGCAGGUCUUCAUCAGAAAAAAAAUACUCAUACAAAAAUCAGUCAAAAGCAGCAGAUAAAAAGUGUUGUUGUGUCACCACACUGACUGGAGACUCAAAAUAUUUUAUCCAUGGCAGAGACAAGCAGCACAAAAUAAAACGUCUUAGGACCCGCAAGGAGAGAUGUCAGAUGAGGGCUGACAAGAGAGAGACCUCAAAAAACAAGUCACACCACCAUCACUGUUUUUCCCAAAGCAAGAAGAACUUGAUCUUUUACCCAAACAAUCACCACAAUUGUCAUUUACCCACAAGGAAAAAUGCACAAAUUUUAAGCACUGUUGCUGUUACACAGGAGCCGAGUAUCAUCACAGAAAGCCGCCUCUUAGGACACCAUGGUCUCUUCAACCAUGAGGUGAAGUCCAUCAAUAUUGAACGUGUGCUAAGUGAGCAGAGCAAACUUGAAGAAAGUGAAGAAAAAACAAAUGAGGAGACCAAUGACACCCCCUAUUUAUCAUCCACACCUUCUAAUCUCAUUCUGCUCUCCAGUGAUGGUUUGCUGGGUGCUGACGCUGAUGUACCAGUUAAAAAGAAAGCAAAGACUUCUACAAAGACCCAUGAUGACUCCCAAGAUAUUGAAAUGACGAACCUGCAGUUUAGCAAUCCAGGGGCAGAUACAUCCGGUCAGAGACUUCAGCAACAACUUCCCUCUUCUUGUGAAAGUUUUAAAAGCACCGACCAAAGUAAAAAACGCUUCCAAACAACAAAGACCAAACACACAGAUAGUAGUAUGUCUGGAAUGGACAAAGCCUUACAACCAAAGCCUCUUGAUACUAGAGAUAAAAUUAAGACCGUGAACAAGACAAUAAAUGGAGACCAGGACUCUUCAUCUGAAACAGAUUAUCUAGUAUCAAGUCCACGACAUGUUGCCUCACUCUCUGCUGACAACUUUGACCAACAGAACUUACACCAAGAUCCAGAACAUGUAUGGAAGACCACACAUGAAGUGGCAGAACAUUUGAGUGAAUGGCUGCAUUUUCCAGUACCACACAGGAGAGACUUAUCGUCAGAAACCAGGGAGGUGUUACUAAAAGCCCUGCAAGAGAGACAUGGGCCCCACCUUCAAGCAAACCUCCAGGAGAUGCAGCGAACGCUUAGAUUUUAUAAAGAUCCUUCACAGGCCUCAAUUGAGCAAGAACAACACAUGAUGAGAGACGACAAGCUUUUUUCUACAGAUGCAUCUGUGAAAACCACAGGAAGUGAACGUUUAUGUUGGACAUCCAGUCCUCAGACAUGCAACAAUCUACAACAGAUUACUGAAGAGUUGGCAAACCCUGUGGACACCUUCGUCAAACCCUUGGAUGAAACCUUUAAACCUGGUUUCUCUCCCUUCCUUCACAUGGACUUUGAGCCUUCUGGAACUUCAGUGAGUGACUUGUUUGCUCACUCUCCCAUAUCAUACCAACAAGACAAUGUCUCAGGGCUUGAACUCUGGGAAACCAGCAAAUGUAAGACUCAAGAGUCAGAUUUGCUUGAUUUGUUUCAAAACAAUUUUGUGAACCAAACUAGGAACUUGAGAGAGCGGCUGAGUGAGCAACAGCCACAUCACAGCAACGUCCAGCCUUUCUUUUCCCACCAAGAUAGACAUUCAGCAGAUCUGCAUGUUUUUCCCCGGGAACAGAACCCAUCUAAAACUGACAGGUUUUAUUUUGCUCCUUUCUUCCCAUCAAAAAGUCACCGCCGCUCGCAGAGUAAUCACUUACAAGGUUUUGGUCAGUUUUCACCUGUUCACCAAAAUUUCCGGCCCGAUCCUACUGACAUGAUGCACUACCCCCCAUCACACAUGCUUGAAAGAAACCUGGUACCUCCAUCUUCAUCCUUACCAAGUCCGGAGCACUGGUCUUUUCCUCCUAUGAGACUGUACUAAUACGUGGUUAAGCUCUGAAUGGACAACUGCCUGUUGACAUUGCUCUCUGAGUUUUGUACCAUUUAGACAAAGUAUUCAUGUGUGCUUAUUUGAAGUAGUAUUAAACUGAAAAAAAACAACAAUAGGUGUCAUCACAAACUAUUUUUGGUUCAAUUUGUGUUCAUUAAAGGCAACAACCAAUUAUGCAUUAUGUGCAUCUUUAGAACAUCUUUUAUUAUGCUGACUGCUACAUUACAAAUACAUGCACAAAAGUGUACAAUUCUUUAAGAAGCUUGAGUUUUUUUCUGGUUUAGAAAAUGCUGUUUUGAAAGUUGUUUCUCACUUAUUGUGACUGCCAAACACGAUCUACAUUUAUGGAAAAAACUGUAUGACAGAACAUCUGAGAAUCUGUAAGAAUAUAAAUGAACAUAGAAAUAAAUUGGUCAUAACAUGCUAA